Messenger RNA from Closterium sp. Yama58-4, 609 nucleotides. The record is from the annotation of a GenBank genome assembly. Lineage: Eukaryota; Viridiplantae; Streptophyta; Zygnematophyceae; Desmidiales; Closteriaceae.
AUGCAGGGCUCACAGGGAAGAUGUGGCGUGAGUCAUGCAGGGCUCACAGGGAAGAUGUGGCGCGAGUCAUGCAGGGCUCACAGGGAAGAUGUGGCGCGAGUCAUGCAGGGCUCACAGGGAAGAUGUGGCGCGAGUCAUGCAGGGCUCACAGGGAAGAUGUGGCGCGAGUCAUGCAGGGCUCACAGGGAAGAUGUGGCGCGAGUCAUGCAGGGCUCACAGGGAAGAUGUGGCGUGAGUCAUGCAGGGCUCACAGGGAAGAUGUGGCGUGAGUCAUGCAGGGCUCACAGGGAAGAUGUGGCGCGAGUCAUGCAGGGCUCACAGGGAAGAUGUGGCGCGAGUCAUGCAGGGCUCACAGGGAAGAUGUGGCGCGAGUCAUGCAGGGCUCACAGGGAAGAUGUGGCGCGAGUCAUGCAGGGCUCACAGGGAAGAUGUGGCGCGAGUCAUGCAGGGCUCACAGGGAAGAUGUGGCGCGAGUCAUGCAGGGCUCACAGGGAAGAUGUGGCGCGAGUCAUGCAGGGCUCACAGGGAAGAUGUGGCGCGAGUCAUGCAGGGCUCACAGGGAAGAUGUGGCGUGAGUCAUGCAGGGCUCACAGGGAAGAUGUGGCGUGA